AUGUCCGGUCGCGGCAAAGGCGGUAAAGUGAAGGGGAAGGCAAAGUCUCGAUCAGCUCGUGCCGGUCUCCAGUUCCCGGUGGGCCGUAUCCAUAGGCUGCUGCGCAAGGGCAACUAUGUGGAACGCGUCGGUGCCGGCGCGACCGAGAAAAAGGCUAGUCCUCGGGAAUGCUCGCUGCCUGUUUUUCUCAUUCCGCUGACCGACGCGCUAGCGAACGCACGUAUGUGCUCGCUAGUCCCGCCGCCGUCUCGCUGUUCUCUGCUCCCUCGAGCAAACCACCGCGCGCGCGAUCAACCACCGCGCGCGCGCACGUCGGGGCGUAGCGCGGCCGUAGUUACGUUCGCGCGUUCUUAUUCGUCACCGCGUCAAAAGUUCCAAGUAUAUCCAGUAAGGCCAUGUCGAUCAUGA
Messenger RNA from Achroia grisella, 408 nucleotides. Its product is annotated as histone H2A-like. Gene Ontology annotation, molecular function: protein heterodimerization activity; structural constituent of chromatin; DNA binding. NCBI's taxonomy places the organism in Eukaryota, Metazoa, Arthropoda, Insecta, Lepidoptera, Pyralidae. Gene Ontology annotation, cellular component: nucleosome. The record is from RefSeq and is a predicted model, not a curated record. The transcript has a single exon. Bases 1 to 408 code for a protein of 135 amino acids.